Aspergillus fischeri NRRL 181 is the source of this 1230-nucleotide messenger RNA. RefSeq names its product putative protein kinase. Gene Ontology annotation, biological process: protein phosphorylation. The record is from RefSeq and is a predicted model, not a curated record. Bases 1 to 1230 code for a protein of 409 amino acids. The transcript is spliced from 2 exons. NCBI's taxonomy places the organism in Eukaryota, Fungi, Ascomycota, Eurotiomycetes, Eurotiales, Aspergillaceae. Gene Ontology annotation, molecular function: ATP binding; protein serine/threonine kinase activity. Gene Ontology annotation, cellular component: cytoplasm.
AUGGCAUCUUCUUUGUUUAUAGACCUUGAUGGUCAACCUAUACCCGACAGCGAAAUUCUAGGAUAUGGAAGGUCCGGUGUCGUGAUGUUGCGUAAUGGGCUAGCCGUCAAGACGCCUUUAAGGCAUCCAUGGAGUACUGAGGAUGAUGUUCAGUUGAAUGUGGAGGUUAUUCAGCGAGAGCAAGAAGUCUACCGUCGAUUGAAUUCCACUGGGAGCGGAAAUGGUCAAAUUGAUGGUGUUGUGCCUUGUAUCGGCUUCUCCACGAAAGCUACUCAACUCGCCUACAUGGAAAACGGCGACCUUCGCGCCUACUUGGAAAAGAAUAAGCCAUCUCGGGCACUCCAGAUGUCAUGGUUUCGUCAAAUGGCACGUACACUGGAGCAGAUCCAUGAUAAGCGUGUGCUUGUGGCGGAUAUUGCUACUCGCAACUUCCUCCUUGAUUCUGAUCUCUCUGUCAAGCUGUGCGAUUUCACCGAAGCAUCUGUUCUCCCACUGGACACAGUUAUGGAAUUAGCCGACGAUAACGGGUUCUCAAUACAGACAGAUAUCGGACAACUUGGAGCAGUGAUGUACGAAGUUGUAACAGGGUCUAAGUGUGAUUUUGAUCUCUUCAAAGAUAACGCCCCCGAUGAUGGUCGAGCAAUUUGGCCCCAGCGAACGUCCCUUCCCAGCACAAACGGUCUGUGGGAUAUCGAGACUAUCGCAAGAUCCGUCGUCAGAAGAAUACCUGCUCGAAUCAGUCGUCGCCAAAACAAAGUAGACCGAGCUGCCCAAAUAUAUUCGCCAAUACAUCUUCCUCAAGAACUACAGCCGCUCUUAGAGCAGUGGAAAAGCCUCCCGCAGAAAUUUCCGCUCCGCCUGCCAGAGUCGCAAGAUUACGGUCAAGAGCUGCCAGUUAAGUCUCCGGAUGAGUUUGUUGCGAAAUCAUUCUUGUUCCUUUGUGGCAUUGAACGGGUUAUGAUCAUCGAGAAAGUACGUUGUCGACUAUGCUAUGUUGCAUUCUAUUUGAUGAAAGACCAACUUCAACGCGAUGGCUUCCGCCAGGACGCAAUAGUUUGUCUCUCUGACAUGAUCAAGCGUACUGAUAUGGUCAGCGCUGGAGAACAUGCGAUUCAGAGAAAGUUGCGUACCUGGGUGGAUAAGGGUGAGAGGCUUUGGCUGCUGUCCAUGGACCUUGAAGGUCCUGGGGUUCUGUUUCUUCUUCCUGAAGACAUCGGCGAGAACAUGUAA